Tarenaya hassleriana is the source of this 3041-nucleotide messenger RNA. RefSeq names its product eukaryotic translation initiation factor 3 subunit C-like. Bases 135 to 2843 code for a protein of 902 amino acids. Gene Ontology annotation, molecular function: translation initiation factor activity; translation initiation factor binding; RNA binding. NCBI's taxonomy places the organism in Eukaryota, Viridiplantae, Streptophyta, Magnoliopsida, Brassicales, Cleomaceae. The record is from RefSeq and is a predicted model, not a curated record. Gene Ontology annotation, cellular component: eukaryotic translation initiation factor 3 complex. The transcript has 5 exons. Gene Ontology annotation, biological process: translational initiation.
CUAAUGUACAAGAGCCUUUUAGGGUUUUUAUUUUUCUUCUUCUUCGAGCGGCCGAAAUUGUCACCUUGGCAUCUCUCCCGAAUCUCAGGUUCUGGUACCUUUCUUUGUUUAGAGUUUAGCUUCUGCUAAGAAAGAUGGCUUCUCGUUUUUUCGCUCAGGGUGGAAGUGACAGUGAAGAUGAGAGUGAGUAUGAGGAAGAGGUCGAUGAGAUCCCAGGUGGCGAUUCUGCCAGUGGGAUUAAUUCGCGAUACCUUCCGGGUAAUGCAAGUGACAGUGACGAUUCUGAGGGGCAGAGACGCGUGGUUAGGUCAGCCAAAGAUAAGCGUUUUGAAGAGAUGACCAACACUGUAGAGCAGAUGAAGAAUGCCAUGAAGAUCAAUGACUGGGUUAGCCUGCAGGAGAACUUUGAAAAACUCAACAAACAGCUAGAAAAAGUUAUGAGGGUUACAGAGGCUGUGAAGGUUCCUACAAUGUACAUCAAAACUCUUGUGAUUUUGGAGGACUUCUUAAAUCAAACUCUGGCAAAUAAGGAAGCGAAGAAGAAGAUGAGCCCUAGCAACUCCAAGGCAUUGAACUCAAUGAAACAGAAACUGAAGAAGAACAAUAAGUUGUAUGAAGAUGCAAUUAAUAAGUAUAGGGAGUCUCCACAAAGUGAGGAAGAGAAGGAAGAGGAAGAUGAGGAAGAGGAAGAUGAGGAAGAGGAAGAUGAGUUUGAGGAUGAUGUUACGAACAUAGAGGCAGAAUCUGAAGAAGAGGAUGAGGAAUCUGCAGACAAGGGAGAUCGCUCGUGGGAGAAGAUGCUGAGCAAGAAAGAUAAGCUUAUGGAUAAGUUGUUUAUGAAAGAUCCGAAGGAUAUUACCUGGGACUCUGUCAACAAGAAGUUCAAAGAAAUUGUGGCUGCCCGUGGUAGGAAGGGAACUGGAAGAUUUGAACAGGUUGAACAGCUUACAUUCUUGACUAAGAUUGCCAAGACUCCUGCACAGAAGCUCGAGAUCUUGUUUAGUGUUAUUUCUGCACAGUUUGAUGUGAAUCCGGGUCUCAGUGGACACAUGCCAAUCAAUGUGUGGAAGAAGUGUGUGCAGAACAUGCACACCAUACUAGACAUUCUUGUCAAGUACACUAACAUUGUUGUGGAUGAUACUGUCGAACGUGAUGAGAAUGAAACUCAAAAACCAGCUGAUUACAAUGGAACGAUUCGGGUCUGGGGCAACUUGGUUGCCUUCCUAGAGAGGAUAGAUACCGAGUUUUUCAAGAGUUUGCAGUGUAUAGAUCCUCACACCCGUGAGUAUGUGGAGAGACUGAGGGACGAGCCCAUGUUUUUGGCUCUCGCCCAGAACAUCCAAGACUACUUGGUGCGGGUUGGGGAUUUUAAAGCUGCUGCCAAGGUUGCAUUAAGACGAGUUGAGCUUAUUUAUUACAAGCCACAGGAAGUUUAUGAUGCUAUGAGAAAAUUGGCCGAGUUGGUGGAAGAAGAUGAAGAAAGUGAGGAUCCCAAGGAAGAAAGUGGGCCUCCAUCUUCCUUCAUUGUCUCUCCGGAGGUUGUACCUCGCAAGCCCACCUUCCCCGAGAGUAGCCGAGCUAUGAUGGAUAUGCUUGUGUCUCUUAUCUACAAGUAUGGAGAUGAACGGACUAAAGCUCGUGCGAUGUUAUGUGAUAUAUACCACCAUGCUUUGAUGGACAGAUUUUCAACUGCUAGAGACUUGUUGCUGAUGAGUCAUCUGCAGGACAACAUUCAGCACAUGGACAUCUCGACACAGAUCCUCUUCAACAGGACCAUGGCUCAGCUCGGUCUAUGUGCUUUCCGGGUCGGAAUGAUCACUGAGGCUCACAGCUGCCUUUCUGAGCUGUACUCUGGUCAAAGGGUGAGGGAGUUGCUUGCUCAAGGUGUCUCGCAAAGUCGUUAUCACGAGAAGACCCCCGAGCAGGAAAGGAUGGAAAGGAGGCGGCAAAUGCCAUACCAUAUGCACAUAAACCUCGAGCUCCUGGAAGCUGUUCAUCUCAUCUGUGCCAUGCUACUGGAAGUCCCGAACAUGGCAGCCAACUCACAUGAGGCCAAACGCAAGGUGAUCAGCAAGAAUUUCCGUCGCUUGCUCGAGAUAAUCCAUUUUACCGGCCCCCCCGAGAACGUACGUGACCAUGUUAGGCCAGCCACUCGGGCUCUCACCCGAGGAGACUUCCAAAAGGCCUUUGACGUUUUAAACUCUCUCGAUGUCUGGAGAUUGCUCAAGAACCGGGAAACCGUCCUUGAUAUGGUCAAGGCCAGGAUCAAAGAAGAGGCCUUAAGGACUUACCUGUUCACAUACUCGACCUCGUAUGAGUCCCUGAGCCUUGACCAUCUCGCCAAGAUGUUUGAUCUAUCCGAAUCCCAAGCCCACAGCGUCGUGAGCAAGAUGAUGAUCAACGAGGAGCUACAUGCCAGCUGGGACCAGCCGAGCCGAUGUGUUGUCUUCCACGACGUGCAGCAGAACAGGUUACAGACCUUAGCCUUCCAGUUAACCGAGAAACUCUCGAUUCUCGCAGAGAGCAACGAGAGGGCAAUGGAGUCGAGGACAGGCGGUGGUGGUCUUGACCUGAACACGAGGAGACGGGACAAUAUCCAGGACUAUGCGGCUGCAGCCGCGGGAGGAGGUCUCAGCGGGAAGUGGCAAGACAACAUGUCUUACACGCAAGGAAGACAGGGAGGCAGAUCUGGGUACGGUGGAGGGAGGAUGUCUGCAAUUGGUCACCAGAGCGGCAGGGACUGGAGCGGACAGAACCGAAGAGGCGGCGGCUCAGGGAACAGGAGUAUGCAGAUGGAUGGCUCAAGCCGUAUGGUAAGUCUCAACCGAGGGAUUCGUGCUUAAGACAGAUACUGAACCCGACCGGAAGAGAAGAAACCUAAAAGAGAAAAACCUGUUUUGCUUCUGUUUUGUUCAACCUUUGUUUGUUGCUUUUUGAAUUAAUCUCAAGAGUGGUAUUUUCCUGUCGUACGAAUUGUUGAGCUUCUUGUUUUUGCUUAUGAACAUAAAACGAGAGACUAUAUGUGGGUCUUCUUCUUCCGA